This is a messenger RNA of Enhydra lutris kenyoni (northern sea otter), 3388 nucleotides long. Its product is annotated as secretory carrier membrane protein 5. The coding region runs from base 130 to 837 and encodes 235 amino acids. NCBI's taxonomy places the organism in Eukaryota, Metazoa, Chordata, Mammalia, Carnivora, Mustelidae. The record is from RefSeq and is a predicted model, not a curated record. Gene Ontology annotation, biological process: protein transport. The transcript is spliced from 7 exons. Gene Ontology annotation, cellular component: trans-Golgi network membrane; recycling endosome membrane.
GCAGCCUUGAGAACACAAAGACUGCAGCGCUUGGCGGCGGGCGCAGGGAACCUCACAUUCCGUAAGACCGAGGUCAAGACAAAGAGGCGUGGGCAGGCCGCUGGGCCUGCUGGUGCCAUCCUUGCCAUCAUGGCAGAAAAAGUGAACAACUUCCCACCAUUGCCCAAAUUCAUCCCCCUGAAGCCAUGUUUCUACCAAGACUUUGAGGCAGACAUUCCUCCCCAGCAUCUCAGCAUGACCAAGCGCCUCUACUACCUCUGGAUGUUGAACAGCGUCACGCUGGCCGUGAACCUGGUGGGCUGUCUCGCGUGGCUGAUCGGAGGCGGGGGAGCCACCAACUUUGGCCUCGCCUUUCUCUGGCUCAUCCUCUUCACACCCUGCUCCUACGUCUGCUGGUUUCGGCCCAUUUACAAGGCCUUCAAGACUGACAGCUCCUUCAGCUUCAUGGCGUUCUUCUUCACCUUCAUGGCCCAGCUGGUCAUCAGCAUCAUCCAAGCCGUCGGCAUCCCAGGCUGGGGCGUCUGUGGCUGGAUCGCUACCAUCUCCUUCUUCGGAACAAAUGUUGGCUCAGCAGUGGUGAUGCUCAUUCCCACCAUCAUGUUCACGGUUGUGGCUGUGUUUUCCUUCAUUGCCCUCAGCAUGGUUCAUAAAUUCUACCGGGGCAGUGGGGGGAGUUUCAGCAAAGCUCAGGAGGAGUGGACCACGGGGGCAUGGAAGAACCCACACGUGCAGCAGGCGGCCCAGAAUGCAGCCAUGGGGGCGGCCCAGGGUGCCAUGAAUCAGCCGCAGACUCAGUAUUCCGCCACCCCCAACUACACGUACUCCAAUGAGAUGUGAGCCAGCCGAGCCAACCAGGAGGGCAGGGCUGGGGGUCCAUGGGACGGGGACUCAAGCCACAUUGUCGGUUGUGGUGACCAAGCAGGGUUCCCCCCUCCCUUUUCUCCUCCCCAACUUUGUACAAAGAAUCAGAGUUAUAUAUAUAUAUAUAUAUAUAUAUGUAUAUAUAUAUAUAUAUAUAUGUAUGUAUGUAUGUGUCUCCCCCCUUCCCCUGCUCCUUUGGAUUCUGUUCUCAGUACUCUGAGAGCUGUGGGCUGCACGUGGAGCUGUCCCGUGCGGUGGUAGCUAUGUCCGUGUCCCCUUGUGAAGUAGUAUGCAGUGGAGGUCUCUGUUGUUGUGGUGCUAGAUGUAUGUUUAGAACUAAACCAGCCCCCACCCUCCACCAGGCUGCCCCCUCUGACCUUGCCCUAGAGACCCCUUAUGGACCAGGGGGAGGAAUAGCAGAAAGCCUGGCCCCCUCCCCAGGGUUAUGAGCUAAAACUGUCUCCACUUUCGGUCUCACUGGGAAGCAACAGUAUUUAGCACUUAUGGGGGUGGGUAGGUAGUAGGGUGGGGACAGGCCAGGGAUCUUCCUUUGCUCCUUCGGAUCUGGUCUCCUCCCCUUCCUUUCCCUCCUCCUGGUGUCAGAUUCCCUGUGGCUUCUUUUUCUUGCCCAGGGCCUCUCCCAUUCCCAUGUGGCUUUUCUUUGUCUUUCCCAAGGCCAGGUGUCCCAGUGGUAUAUGCUCCUGAGACAGCCCAUUCCCAGAUCAAGGAAGAAGACAGGAGUGAGCCUUAGGCGUGAUGUGGGAGGGUACACGGCUGGAGAUGCACAGCCCACCUGGGUACCUCACUCCCAGGGAGUGGAAAUGCUGGGUCAUCUCAGAGCUUGGCCUGCAAGGGGGGGGCUCCUCUCUUCUCUGCCCUGCUUCCCCUCCUCUUCCCAGAGCCCCCUUGAGACCCUCUGCCUAUGUCCCUUCCCGUGCCCCCGGCUGCUAGCCUACCCCCAUCCCAUGCUAGGUGGCAUCUGUCAUCUGUGAGGGCCAAUUCCAUUGCCUUCUCUGAAGAGCUGGGUGGUAUCCAAAUAAUUUUCAGGUAUAAAGGUACAGCUGGAGCAGAGGGUAUGUAAAUAAUUAUUGGUCCCUGAGUGAGUUCUGACUGGCCCAAGGCCACUGGGCAGGUACGAGGUAUCUCUGAAUGACCAUUGGAUUCCUGGGAGCAGAUAGCUGUUCUGCUUGGGUCUGGUAGAGGGGCGGGCUCAGAGGGCUGGGCCUGGAGGGAAGAUGGGAGGAGAAGGCAGCCAGGACCCAGGGAGAGGAGAGCCUGCCUCCUCCCACCCCAGCUUGCUUUUGGUCACAGAGCAGUUCUGGGCGCUUGAACUCAGGGCCCAGGAAGAAGCUCAUGCUCAGUCCUAUCCCUGAGCACAGUGGCUGGAAUGGGGUUUCAGAUUAGGCGGGGUGGGAGGGGAUGCCUUCUGACAUUUUUUUUUUCCCCCAAAUCAAGAUCACCUACCCCCUUCUGCCUAUUAGACUUGGUCUUUGGACCUUUCUCACCCCGUCAGAACCCGCUUUCCCUUGCAGGGUGUAGUGAUUUAAGGCUACCUGGGGCUACUUGGGGCUGUUCUGUUCCAAGCAUUGUGAAAAUGUUGCUGGUAGAGGUCCUAGCUCUUUCUGAGGCCUAGAGGGAGUGGACUUUUUUACCCAAAGAGCAGCUGCCUGUUUUCUAUCCUCCCUUCUCCUGUCUGGAGGAGAUUUCAGGCUAUUUGGCCUGAAAAUUUUGGCCAGCCCAGCUUGGUCACUCUGGGUUGGCUCCAGCUGGGAACCCAACACCUGUGCUUCCAGGUGCCAUCCUGAGCUUUGAGCUCCAGGCACUUCAUUUUUCCUAUAAGGGGAGCCAAGUCUUCUGAAAAGUUCUCUUCCUAAUGGUCCCUGAUGCUUGGGCCAGAGUAUGAUUGACUCUCUGCUCUACCAUUUUCUCUCCAGAAAGCAGUUGUCCCAGCCUCUAUACCUAAAAAGAGACUCUAGGUCUAGGUUUUCUUCCCUUUUCCUUUCCCCUACCCUAGACCUCUGGCUCCCUUUCUCUUAGUGUAUCUGGUAGCUCCAGGAGGCCUGUGUGGUAGUGCUCAUUCCUGUUGGAUGCUACCUGCAGUCAAUUUCCUGUCCUCCUUGCCUCUCUUCUUUCCUGGCCCAGACCUAUAUGGCCAUGCCCUGGCUCUGCUCUUGGGAAGGCCCGCUACCUGUGUGUGACCCAGCUUGUCCAGGCCCUGGGAUGCUGCAUCUCUAGGCAACUAUGCACUUUCCUGGGGAGGGAACCAGUAUGAGAAUUGGGGGCUGGGCAUGAAUUCAUCUCCGCUGGAUGGUCUGUCUUGGGGAUGUGAUGGAGGAAGGCCCAGGUCACUUCUGGAAAUCCUCAGGUCUGGCCAGCCAGUGACCUGCUUUUGCAUUUUGCUGGUGCCUACUGCUCCUCCUUGUUUCUGGGAGACACAGACCAUUGUCCACCUGGCAGUUGACCUGCCUGAGCUGUCUGUCUGUGGUAAUUGAGUGAACCAUAAUAAAGGGGAACAUUUGGCCCUGUG